Molecule: messenger RNA, 297 nt
Organism: Lactuca virosa
Lineage: Eukaryota; Viridiplantae; Streptophyta; Magnoliopsida; Asterales; Asteraceae
Source: the annotation of a GenBank genome assembly
AUGGCACGAAAAGGAAAUCCAAUUUCGGUAAGACUUGGUCUGAAUCGUAGUUCAGAUUCAAGUCGGUUCAGUGAGGGCGACCGCGAAAGUCACCGAAGGGGAUACCAGGCCGAGAAAGCCGGGCAACCACUCCCCUAUGUGCCAAUCGCUAGUGCAGCCAGGGCCCCGGCGCCCAGCUCCGCUGGAGAGGCCUCGCCUGAUCUGAGAAGUGCUAAUUCGGUUCGGAUAGACUUCAUUCAAGAACGCCGCCGCCCCUGGAAUAAGAAAACAAGUGCUAAGUUUCAGAUCAGUGAAUAA